Venturia canescens is the source of this 824-nucleotide messenger RNA. RefSeq lists its product as uncharacterized. The transcript has 4 exons. The record is from RefSeq and is a predicted model, not a curated record. NCBI's taxonomy places the organism in Eukaryota, Metazoa, Arthropoda, Insecta, Hymenoptera, Ichneumonidae. Bases 177 to 665 code for a protein of 162 amino acids.
ACAAAUGAAAAUUUGUUGACAACCGGUAACGCGCAGUAAGAUAAAUUGCGCAUUUUUCAAAUGACAUAAAAGUCGGUUUCUUUGCUUCGAAACAUCUCCAUUCUUCUCCAAAAGCGUUUACCCAGUUAACCAAGUUCCGAAUCACACCUGAGUCUGCUUUCAAGCACGCCUCGAGUAUGAAGAAACUUCAUCGCUUUACGAUUUCCUUCGCGGUCUUUGCGAUCAUCGGAAGUUUGGCUCAUCCAGUAAAAGGUGAAGAGGAAGUGGCUGGUGGUGCUUCGGUAACACGUGAACAAGGUUCGCUCGACGCUGCCAAGGAUGCGUGUAUCAAUUCAAUACGAGAAACGUUCGGUGACAUGGUGAUGCUCCAUGCGUUCAAUCACUUAAGCGGUGACCGAGACACUUAUCUUCUGGGAUUACACAACCUGGUCAGAGACGGACUCCGAGCUACAACUAACCUCAUGGAUGAGGUACGAGAUGGUAAGGAUCCCAUAAAUGUAGAAAACGGUGGGCUGAUUCUUUUACCACCCCGUCAUGUGUUAUGCGACCAAACGAUUGCUACAAAAUUAGGCCAAAUCGUCAACAUGUACUCGCUCGACCUUUUGAGGAAAACACUAAAUGUGCAAGUAUCUUCAACAAGGACUCCAGAAGUCAUCCGGUUGUAAAGGACUCAUUAAAAUUCAAUGAACGAAAAUCUCAGCGACAGAAGUAAGAAAUAAAAAACAUUCGUCUAGCUGGUGCAACAUUUUUGAAUGAUUGAACAGAAAAAUGUGAAAAAUAUUAUUUUGUUAUUUAAGAUCAAUAAAAAUCGCAUUCCACUUCAA